Messenger RNA from Anopheles stephensi (Asian malaria mosquito), 3968 nucleotides. RefSeq names its product mediator of DNA damage checkpoint protein 1. Gene Ontology annotation, biological process: mitotic cell cycle. NCBI's taxonomy places the organism in Eukaryota, Metazoa, Arthropoda, Insecta, Diptera, Culicidae. The coding region runs from base 208 to 3792 and encodes 1194 amino acids. The transcript has 4 exons. The record is from RefSeq and is a predicted model, not a curated record.
AAUCAACCGUUUGGCUCAAAAGUGGCCCAGCGCGUCACGUACUGUGGCUGCAUUAAAUUACGUCGCUUGUACCACUUGAGUGCUGCGUGAAUUGUUGAGGGACAAAGAAUCUCUAACUUUUGAUUUUUGUAAAGUGUGUGAUAAUGCCAGAAACGCAUAAAUAGAUUUGUGAUCGAUGAGCACACAUUUCGACGCUAUCAGUGCAAAAUGCAACGCGUGAUGUCGGGCCAGUCGAGCGAUCCUUUAUCGCCCAAGCGAAAAAGGCUUUCGGUGGGUUUCGGAGUGAAUGCAUCGGUACAGAUUCACAAAACGGCAACACCGCCAGCCGCCAUCAUCCCGCAACAGCGAUCAUUAUCGACCCACAGCGAUACUUCUGUGGCGCCUGACGAUGCAACUCCCGGCAAGAGAAAAACUUUACACGAGACGCUUCUGAUGCGCCUGCUGUCGACGCCAAGCGAUGAGCCACUGUUCCGGCAGCACUCAACCGACGCACCCGAAUCACAGCGUACGGCGGACGAUUCGUUCGACAGCUGCCUAUCCGGCAGAAGCACACCGAUCGAGCUCGAUCUGCUGCACCAAACGCCGGAUGCCAUGCGAUGCAACACUACGCCACCGGCGGCGGUAGAUUCGGCACCCGCCGCUCAACCCAAUCGCCGUAUGCAGCUGCUGAUGCGCGAUUUCAACAGUCCUUCCGCGACGGCACGAUUGCGUGCGGUGCGUGCAUUAAACUCGGUCUCGAAGCGUAACGCGUACGGUAACUUUGAUAUAUCGUACGCCGAGCAGGACAUCAUCACAGCGGAGGAACGGCUUGCCCAGGAACAGCGCACGAUUCAGGACGUCAUGAGAGACGUGUGUGUGUACGUGGAGGUACGCUCCGGUACGGACAAUCGCUCGGAAGGGAUCAAGGAGCACAUUGCAUCUCUCGGGGCGAAGGUGAACGAGCGAUUAUUAAGGGACACAACACACGUCAUAUUUAAGGACGGGUUGCUUUCAACGUAUCAAAAAGCGAAAAAGAUGGACAUCCCGAUCGUCUCCAUUCUGUGGAUCGAAGCAUGCAAAAGACACACCUGCCUGAUGAAUCCAAACGAUUUCAAAAUAUCCAACCUAGAACGGUACGAAAAUCCGGAUCUCUUCAAGCGCAUUCGACGUCAAAAGUCGAUGCAACCCGGAGCGGAGGAAGCAGUUGGUGCAAAGAAACGUCCCAAUGUUACUGCAAAGGCAAAGGCGACGACCACUGUGGCCGUGAUAUCACCACCCUCGAAAUUGCCUGUCCUUCAUCGGAUCCGGAAAGACGAUCGGCUGGAGCGCAUUCUGAGCGAUUUUGAAGCCGAAAAUCAAAUCAACAGCUCUGCCGAGGGACCGGUCGACGAGUACGACGAGCUGUUGCAGGCGGCACCGAUGCGUAUGCUGGAACGCUUCCGAUCCACCCCGACACCGAUGGAUCGGGAAGAGGAAGAUCAAACGGACAGUGUGACACCAACCACCGCCACAACAGCAGAAUCAAGCGCUAAGGCGAGCGAAAUUCCAUCACGGCGUGAAUUGUUUGCUGCAUCAAAGUCGAUUACACCGCGGUCCCGACGCAAGACGGUCAUGUUUACCCCACAAAUGAUGAACGUCCAGGAAGAGGAACAAGCUGUCGAUGAUACGCCCAAGCAAACUUCGGCUCGAAGUCGACGCAAAACGAUCGUACAGGCGAAUGACGAGGAGACAGCUGGAGCCGUGUCUGCAAGGCCAUCAUCGCACUCGAACCGACGCAAAACCGUCGUGGCUGUGGACGAAGAAAGCGCAGCAACGUCACGAAUCGGUCGUACUCGACGCAGCACAAUGAUCCUGAACGCCACCAUAACAGAAAAUGCUUCUCCUCCAACGAAAAUUCAAUCUAGUCUAUGCGAGAAUAAUGAUCUCAAGAAGCAGGUGGUGGAAGAUACAAACGCACCAAACGUUUCUUCGAACCGUCGCACAACGAUCGUAGCUGCCGGAAAGGAUCCCGUGCGCACUCCUACGGUGGCCAUUGCCGCGGCGAAAAAACGCUCCCGUCGGAAAACGAUUGCGUUUGGAAACGAGGAAAACACACCACCAUUAUCGGCGAUUUCGAUGGACAUCACGAAGACGCUUUCGAACACUCCCAACAUUCCGGCCCGCGUCACUAUCUGUUCCCCGAAAGACAUGGACGUGUCCAGCAUAGUUCCAAAGAACCAAACAGAACCAAAGCUGAACAGCGAUGGAACGGUCAUCAGCAUUUCGUCGGAAGAAGGAUCCAAUCGUCAGCUGGUUCCAAACCGCCGUCGGACACUCUUUAUCCCUUCCAUCGAGGGAGCAAUGGAUGGGAUGGCUCGGGCACAGAACGAAACGGUCCGAUCCUCGGUCGGUUCCACCACAGCAACGAACAGGCGUAAAACGAUGCUCUUCACACCCGGGAACUCCACCCCAAUGGAACCGCUGGAAGUGACGGAAACGCCGCCACCCGACGCAUCCCAAUCGCACGUAACAACGGCCGAUGGCAGCAGUAUCGUAAACCGUCCCAAUCCUACCUCCAGCUCGACGCCAGUUUCGGCGACGACCGCAAACGGGCGCAAGACGCUGCUAGAGCAGUACACGGAUUCGCUCAUCUUCAGCUCAACGCGUGCCCCGGAACGACGCCGCCGCACCGUGUUCGACAUCACGAUGGACAUUAUGGAUCACCGGCUGUCCGAGAUUAAUCGACAAGCGGCGGCCACAUCGAACAAACCGGACGAUAACCCGGUUGUGGUGGCGGCGGCGGCGGCGGCGGCCAGUGUGGAAGCUGCACUGAAAUCUCCUCCCUCGCAAAGGGCCCUUCAAACAUCCCUCGAUGCGUACUACCGGAAGGCGGCCAAAUCGGGUGAAAAGCAGGCGCAAAGUGUAGCCGCCACACCGUCCGAAGCGCCGCCGCGGAAAAGGAAACUGUUUAACGUUCAAACGUCCGAAGAGGAUGUGCCGGUGGCGGUAGCUGCCAUCAAACCAGCUGCCAAACGACGUUCCCUUGCACCAGCACCAGCAGCUAAAGCUGAAUCGAACAAGCAACGUCGAACUACGGCCCUGUUCACCUCGCCGAUCGAGCCAGCCGCUUGCCAGCGCCAGGAGAAGGAAGAGCAGCAACGGAAGCAACUGUUCCCCAUGGGACGCGGACUUCCAACGAUGGCCUCGCAGUAUACGGCCGUCGCUUCUGCCGCACAGCAGGCCGGUCCAAUGCCGAAGCAGUACCUGGCCACCACUAACCUGCACUCCGAGCAGAGCGCGUUCGUGAAGGAGGCCAUCGCACGGCUCGAUGGAUUCGUUGUGGAGCCGAACGUCACCGACCACACCACCCAUCUGGUAACGCUCGAGUCCCGCCGCACGAUCAAUCUGCUCCGGGCGCUUAUCCGCGGCCUGUGGAUCGUACGCUACGAAUGGAUCGUCGAGUCGUACCAGGCCGGCCGUUGGCUGCCGGAGGAACGGUUCGAGCUGAGCGAGUUCUCCCGUGCCGUGCAGCUGAAUCGCAGCGAGCGGCAAGCAUUCGGUAGCCAGUACCGAAAUGAGCUGUACACCGACUUUGCACCGUUCUGGAUAUCGCCACGCUGCCCGGUACCGGUGCAGCAGCUGCGCGAGCUUGUUCUCCUCUGCCGUGGGAAGGUGACGGGCAAUGCGGCACGGGCCAAGUUUCUGGUGGUGGACCCGGACGACAAUGAUGCGGCACCGAUCGAGGGUCAGAUUGUGGUGGCACCGGUGUGGAUUCUGGACAGCAUUACCGUCAACAAGGUAAAGAAGCUGUCCCGCAAGUAUCGCGUGCAGUAGUAACACGGCGUACGUACUGCGCGAGGUUACAACUUAAACAAGACUGAUACAUGUGUACUAGAGCUAGUUGACGAAGCCCCUACCCGGCUCACUCUCUCUCUCUCUUUCUCUCUGGGGCGUAAAGAAUGCAAAAUAAAGUCACCUGACCACGGGGCGGAUGCCCGGUUUUAAUCGAA